UCGGAAUUUGCCGGGAAGCCAUGUCGGAGUUCGGAGUCAUAGUUAAUUUUAGGUAAACGGUUGUUGAGGUAUAGACUUCGGGUGUGGUGGACCUUUGCCAUAAUAAUUUGGUGAACAGGCGAGGAAUUUUGGGGGACAGGAUGCUACCCUAGCUAUUAAUAUAUAUAUUGAAAUUCCAUUAUUUUUAAAAAUGCCCCCAGAUUUAACCUUCAAACUAAGACAAUUUUGGCCCAAAACCUUAAAAAUUUUAUUAUUUUUUAAACUUUAUUUAAAGAUUUGGCUUGUUCGUAUGGCAGAAGAGGAAAUUAGAAUAUGCCUAGAGAAAGAAACUUUGGAUGUUUGGGUUAAUGGCUCGAAAGUCGAAACAACCGGAGAGUUUGUGGAGGAGGGCGGUACCAAAACACACUUUGAAAUUGGAGCCGGAGCUAGUGCUUAUAUUAUAUCCCAGAGCAGUGGAAAAAGGCAAAUUGGACUAGUUCACCAACUUUAUGUGAAUGAUGCGCUGAUUAGACCUUGUGAGGGUAAUGAAGAUCAAGCAGUCAUUACAUCAAUGGAUAACGAAAAGUGA
Molecule: messenger RNA, 568 nt
Organism: Meloidogyne enterolobii
Lineage: Eukaryota; Metazoa; Nematoda; Chromadorea; Rhabditida; Meloidogynidae
Source: the annotation of a GenBank genome assembly